AUGACGAAUCCAGCUACCGGCAUCCACCAGAACGUCGUUCCUUCUGAAGUCGGCUGGCAGUUUGUUCCUCAAUACUAUACCUUUGUCAACGAACAGCCCAAUCGUUUGCACUGUUUUUACACUAAAACCUCCACUUUCAUUCAUGGUACAGAGGGCGAGGAUGGGAAGCCGUGUUUCGGUCAACAGGAAAUCCAUAACAAGAUCACCUCGAUUGGAUUCCAAGACUGCAAAGUCUUCAUCCAUUCGGUUGACGCCCAGGCAUCAGCUAAUGGCGGUAUUAUCAUCCAAGUCAUCGGUGAGAUGUCCAACCGUGGUGAGCCCUGGCGCAAAUUCGUCCAGACGUUCUUCUUGGCGGAGCAGCCCAACGGUUACUUCGUCUUGAACGAUAUCUUCCGUUUCCUCAAGGAAGAUACCGUGGAAGACUCAGACGAUGCGGCCCCGGGUGAGGCGACGCCUGCCUCAGCUCCCUCGUCGGUUCCAACCUCCGAGCCCGCUGCUCAGCAGGAAGAACAGCCCGUGGUACAGCUCCCCGCAGCGGCACCUACAGAUGUCGCAGAGCCAACGUGGUCGGCGGUCAAUGCUUCUUAUGCUGAUGAGCCGAAACCUGAGGAGAUCCGGGAGCCUUCACCAGCUCCUCCUGCUCCUGCACCAGUGGAAGAAGCUUCUCCUUCGCCUGCUCCAUCUCCCGCUCCCGUCCCGGCAGAAGUCGUUCCUCCAAAAGUGAAUGGCGUCUCUGAGCACCACCCAGAGCCAACGCCAGCACCUGCCGUCGUCGAGAAAUCCCCCACUCCUCCACCAGCUCAGCCCGAACCACCUGUUGUCGAAGUACCGUCGCCAGCACCACCAACUGUCGCUCCCCCACCAGCGCAAGCACCCCCAUCGCCCGCACCUCCCUCGCGCGCUCCGCCUCCCCAGCAACAACCUCCGGCCCCCACACCCGCUCCUGCACCACCUCAACCGAAGACUUGGGCCAAUUUAGCUGCAGCGAACUCGAAGAAAUGGGGUUCCGCCGUGGCUCAAGAGGUCCGUGGAACGACUGAGGUUCUGGCGCCCACUGCUACACCGAGUCCUGGUCCUGCGAACGGUGCUCAGUCACCAGUCACUCCGUCGCGCGGCGGUCCACCUCAUCAAUACCAACGCGGCCCUAAAGGAGACCCCACGAGUAUCCUUGCGUCGAUCACCACUCCGUCAUGCUUCGUGAAAGGUGUGAUCGACCUUGUCUCCCAGGCUACGCUCUCCCAGGUUCUGACCACGCGCUUCGGGCCGAUCAAGGAGGUCGAGGUUGUCCACAGCAAAGCCUGCGCCUUCAUUGAGUUUCAGUCGGUGGACUCUGCGCGCAAGGCUAUCCUGGCUUCGCUUCCGUAUAGCCAGGGUGGUGAAGGAGGCAUCAGGAUUGAUGUUGGUACUGACAGCCCUGUAAGGAUCAACGUAGAGACCAAGAAGGAGCGGGGUGACAGGCCAGUGUCGCGAGGCCGCGGAGGUGGUAUGGGUAAUGGCGAUCGUGGUGGAUACGGUGGGGGAUACGAGAACCGGGGUGACCGUGGUGGAUACAGAGGCAGAGGAAGCAUACGGGGUCGCGGUGCGCCAGCUGGCGGAAAGUAA
This is a messenger RNA of Pleurotus ostreatus (oyster mushroom), 1602 nucleotides long. RefSeq lists its product as uncharacterized. Gene Ontology annotation, cellular component: cytosol; Ubp3-Bre5 deubiquitination complex; ribonucleoprotein complex. Bases 1 to 1602 code for a protein of 533 amino acids. The record is from RefSeq and is a predicted model, not a curated record. Gene Ontology annotation, molecular function: mRNA binding. The transcript has 3 exons. Lineage: Eukaryota; Fungi; Basidiomycota; Agaricomycetes; Agaricales; Pleurotaceae. Gene Ontology annotation, biological process: ribophagy; protein deubiquitination.